AAAUCUGAAAAUAAAAAGCAUAAGAAGACAAAAACCUCAAAGCCACCGAAAUAUGAACUGACACGUGCCCAUUUGUUUUCCUUGUUGAUCCACAAAAAACCUUAUUUGUUUGUCACAUCAUCCAUUUCUCUCCCAUCUUCUGCCCUUUUCCUCACGCGAGCUGCCUUUCCUUUCUGUUUUUGUACUCUGCACUGCCUUUCAAUAUUAUCAUCUUUGAUUGUGAUCCAUCAUCAUGACAUGAACUUUGUCCUGUAGCAUAGUAGCAGCAAAAGGGUUUCUCUCAAAUUCUUAAAGUUUUCAUUUUUCACAAAAAGGGUUGUUGUUGUCUAAGAUGAGUUUAAGAACAAAAAAAGAUGUUUCAUCUUCUGAAAUUCAUAUACCAGCUGAGAUUGAUUGGCAUAUGUUAGACAAAUCAAAGUUUUUCUUCCUUGGCGCCGCCUUAUUCUCUGGUGUUUCAGCAGCACUUUAUCCAAUGGUUGUGUUGAAAACUCGUCAACAGGUUUCUUCUUCACACUAUUCUUGUAUCAACAUGUCUUGUGCUAUUAUGCGUUAUGAAGGUUUUAGAGGUUUUUAUAAAGGUUUUGGUACUUCUUUAAUGGGAACUAUUCCUGCUAGAGCACUUUAUAUGACAGCACUUGAAGUUACUAAGAGUAACGUUGGUACUGCUUUUGUUGAAUUGGGUUUUUCUGAUAAUACUGCUACUGCUAUUGCUAGUGCUGCUGCUGGUGUUACUUCUGCUAUGUCUGCACAAUUAGUUUGGACCCCAAUUGAUGUUGUGAGUCAAAGACUCAUGGUACAAGGUUGUACUAGUAGUAGUAGUGGUAGUAGUGUUGGUGGUGGAAAGAGUAUUUUGGCUAAUCUUAACUCUGAGAAUUAUAGAAAUGGUUUUGAUGUUUUUAGGAAAAUUCUAUAUGCUGAUGGACCAAGAGGGUUCUAUAGAGGAUUUGGGAUUUCAAUUCUGACUUAUGCACCUUCUAAUGCUGUUUGGUGGACUUCAUAUUCUAUGGUUCAUAGGUUCAUUUGGGGUAAUUUUGGUUCAUGUUUGUGUAAGAGUGAUAAUUUGAGUGAUGGUUGUGUUGGUUUUAGGCCUGAUUCUAAGGCAAUGGUGGGUGUACAAGGUUUAAGUGCUGUUGUGGCUAGUGGAGUUUCUGCAAUUGUGACAAUGCCUUUUGAUACAAUUAAGACUAGGUUGCAGGUUUUGGAUACAGAAGAGAAUGGUAGAAGAAGGCCAUUAACUUUUGUGCAAACUGUUAGGAGUUUGGUGAAUGAAGGUGGUUUGUUUGCUUGUUACAGAGGAUUAGGACCAAGGUGGGUUUCUAUGUCUAUGUCUGCCACAACUAUGAUUACUACUUACGAGUUUUUGAAACGCUUGUCUACCAAGAGGCAAGAUUGAUUCAAUUGAGUUUUAUGAUAUACUUCAAUCAGUAAAAGAUCUGUAAAUAAGAUCAUGGUUUUAAAUUGCGUUGGCAAUUGUGGUUACGUUGUUAAACUUGCAAUUGCAAUGUCGUUGCAGAGACAUCAAAAUCUUUUGUACGAAGACAUAUCAAAUUUUGUAUUUUGCGGCGGUAUUUGCAGUUGCAGGUCACAAUUUAGAACUAUGCAUAGGAUUAUAGGUAUUAGGAUUAGGAAUUUAGGAUUGGUUUGUUUUUUUGUUCUUUGGAAUGUUCUUUCUAAAUUUUAGUUUGUUAGGUUCUGAUGCUCAUGUCAUGUAUGAUGAAUGAGCUUGUAAAUUUAACUCUUUUGCUUUUCUAAUCUAAAAAGUUACAAAAUAUGUUUCCUAUAAUUGUUAGUACUAACUCGUAUUUUUGAAGUUUUUUUGUCUUUCAUAUUUAGAAGUAAUGCUCCUUAGAUUACUCUAUGAAUUCAUGUCUUGAGUGUGAGGGUUAGAUGGAUAGGACU
This is a messenger RNA of Trifolium pratense (red clover), 1899 nucleotides long. RefSeq names its product solute carrier family 25 member 44. The record is from RefSeq and is a predicted model, not a curated record. The transcript has a single exon. NCBI's taxonomy places the organism in Eukaryota, Viridiplantae, Streptophyta, Magnoliopsida, Fabales, Fabaceae. Gene Ontology annotation, biological process: transmembrane transport. The coding region runs from base 332 to 1393 and encodes 353 amino acids.